AUGGCGCUGGCGGCCGCCGCCGCCGCCGCCGCCGCGGGGGUGAGCCAGGCGGCCGUGCUCGGCUUCCUGCAGGCGCACGGCGGGCAGGUGCGGGACUCGGAGCUGCUGAGCCGCUUCCGGCCGCUGCUGGAGGCCGGGGACCCGCGCGGCCGCGCCGCCCGCAGGGACCGCUUCAAGCAGUUCGUCAACGACGUGGCCGUGGUGAAGGAACUCGACGGCGUCAAGUUCGUGGUGCUGAGAAAGAAACCUCGACAGCCGCCAGGCCCGCAGCCCCUGCUCCCGCACACCCCGGGGGUCCCCGCGCCCCCGACCUCGUGCACCCCACCAGGGGAUCCCGAGGAGGAAGGAGCCCCAUCUUCCACCUCGGGGGCCCCGCCGUCCGAGCCACAGGACCCCCCGGGGGCUGCCGAGCCCACCACGGCGGAGCUGUCGGAAGAACCGGCCCAGCCGUCCGGGGGAGCCGCCGAUCCGCCGGAUCGCGCGUCAGGAACAGCCCGGCCCUCCGAGGAACCGCCUGCCGACGUGGCCCCCGCCACCUGCGCACCCUCCUCGGAGGCUCCAGAUCCGGAGCCCGGGCCGAGGAUCGCGAAAGGAUCCCCGCCGCCGCCCCGGCCCCGCGCGCCGCCACAGCCGCCCAAACCCUGCAUGCUGCCGGUGCGCUGCUGCGUCCCGGGCCCCGCCGCGCUGCGCGUGGUGCGGGCGGACGAACAGAGUCUGCGCCGGCAGCUGUCGGAAGAACGGAGCCCGCGGAGCUCCCCGCUGCUCCUGCGGAGGCUCUCGGUGGAGGAAUCCGGCCUGGGGUUGGGCCUGGGUCCCGGCCGUUCCCCUCACCUGCGACGCCUGUCACGCGCCGGCCCGCGUCUCCUGAGCCCGGAUCUGGAGGAGAUGCCCGCCGCGCCCUCCUCCGCGUCCGCGCCGCCGUCCGCCGUGCCGCUGGAACCCGCCGAGCACGAGUGGCUCGUGCGCACCGCCGGCGGCCGCUGGACCCACCAGUUGCACGGGCUGCUGCUGCGGGAUAGCGGCCUGGCGGCCAAACGCGACUUCACGUCGGGUUACACCGCCCUGCACUGGGCCGCCAAGAGCGGCGACCGCGAGAUGGCGCUGCAGCUGGUGGAGGUGGCGCGGCGCGGGGGCGCGCGCGUGGACGUGAACGCGCGCUCGCACGGCGGCUACACCCCGCUGCACCUGGCCGCGCUGCACGGCCACGAGGACGCCGCCGUGCUGCUGGUGGUGAGCCUGGGCGCGCAGGUGCACGUGCGCGACCACAGCGGACGCCGCCCCUACCAGUACCUGCGGCCCGGCGCCUCGUACGCACUGCGUCGUCUCCUAGGCGACCCCGGCCUGCGUGACGCCGGCGAGCCCGACGCCAGCGGGGGCAGCGGCGGCGGCGGCGGCGGCCCCUUAGCCGCGCGCCAUCCCGUGCAGGUGGCCGCUACCAUCCUCGGCUCCACCACCAGUGCGUUUCUGGGGGUCCUGGCGGAUGAUCUGAUGCUCCAGGAUUUGGCCCGUGGCUUGAGGAAAUCGAGUUCUUUCAGUAAGUUUUGGGGCGCCUCACCGAUGGCUCCCCGGAAAAAGGCGAAGAUCCGAGGCGGCCUUGCGACGUUCUCGGAAGCCUCACGUCGAUCCGUUACGAUGGGGCACUUGGCUGGUUUAAUGCCCAGUCUGCCCCCUUCGACCUGA
Dipodomys spectabilis (banner-tailed kangaroo rat) is the source of this 1680-nucleotide messenger RNA. It is a transcript of the gene Sowaha, whose product is annotated as sosondowah ankyrin repeat domain family member A. Gene Ontology annotation, molecular function: protein binding. The transcript has a single exon. Lineage: Eukaryota; Metazoa; Chordata; Mammalia; Rodentia; Heteromyidae. The record is from RefSeq and is a predicted model, not a curated record. The coding region runs from base 1 to 1680 and encodes 559 amino acids.